AUGAUAGGCUGGCCAGUGGUGGAAAGAAUCCGGAAAGAAAAGCACAAGCAUGAAUCUGCAUUGAAGCUUGCCGAGGAGCUUAUAAAAAAGAGCCAGAGCUACUGGUUGCAAUCUAUCAAUGCGGAGCCCACACUGGUUAAUAUCAAUACCCUUGAUCAAAGAGCAAGAGGAGCACAAAGUGACCGACAAGGUGGGGGAGGAAGAGAAGGAGAAGUAGAAAAUGAUGAAAAUGUUCAACCAUCGACCGAAGAAAAUAGAAGACACGAGACUCCUUCACACCCGUUGUUUGUAGCAACUAGUAAUGGAAUAGUAGAGAUUGCUCAAGAAAUACUAGAUAAAUUUCCUCAGAGUAUUGAGCUUGUUAAUCAAAUGGGGCAGAACAUAUUGCAUUUGGCUGUGAUGCAUCGACAGCGGGGGGUUUUCCGUGUUGUCAAGAACAAUAACAGACUAGUGACCAGGAUGAGCUCGACAAUCGACCAUAAUGGCUACACAUUGUUGCACCAAGUUGCACACAUGAAGCACUAUCACGGAGGAACCAAGCCCGGCCCUGCACUCGAGCUACAAGAAGAAAUAAAAUGGUUCAAGCGGGUGCUGAAGGUGCUUCCACCUUCUCUGUCCAAGAAGCGGGUGCUGAGGGUGGUUCCACCUUCUCAAGCAUUGCAAGGUGACAACGAGAAUAAAUUGACAGCACAUGAGCUCUUCCAAAUGGAGCACAAAAAACAACUCAAGUUGGCGCAAGAUUGGAGCCAGAAAACCUCUCAGUCAUGCUCAACAGUAGCCAUUCUUGUGACCACGGUUAUCUAUACUGCCGCUUACACUAUACCUGGAGGUUCUGACGUUCCAGGCUCUGCUAUCUUCCAUCACAACCGUUUCUUCUUGGCUUUCACUGCCUUGGACCUUAUCGCCAUAGUAAGCUCCCUCACCUCAGCUGUGAUGUUCCUUUCUAUACUCACCACUCCUUUUGAAUAUGAGAAAUUCCAUCAAAGUAUUCCACGGAAACUGAGCCUUGGCUUCGCUUUACUCUUCCUCACCGCUAUGACAACCAUGCUUUCUUUCGCUUGCACCCCUUUUCCAAUCAUUCGUUAUAAGAAGGAACUAACCACGGGUCUGAUUUCGAUUGCUGCUUUCCUUCCAGUGACAGUAUUUGCACUAAUGCAGUUCCCUUUAUAUGUCUCAUUUCUGAGCACUAUGAAGGACUUCUUUAAAGAAGCCAGGAAGUCUCUAAAUUGGUGUUGCAGCCCUUUUUGGUGCCAGCGUUGCAGGAAAGGGAAGACCAGAAGAAGACAAAGGGCAGUUUGA
Molecule: messenger RNA, 1299 nt
Organism: Populus euphratica (Euphrates poplar)
Lineage: Eukaryota; Viridiplantae; Streptophyta; Magnoliopsida; Malpighiales; Salicaceae
Exons: 2
Coding region: 1-1299 (432 amino acids)
Cellular component (GO): membrane
Source: RefSeq, a predicted model, not a curated record